Messenger RNA from Aspergillus sclerotioniger CBS 115572, 429 nucleotides. Its product is annotated as cytochrome c oxidase subunit VIa. Bases 1 to 429 code for a protein of 142 amino acids. The record is from RefSeq and is a predicted model, not a curated record. Gene Ontology annotation, molecular function: enzyme regulator activity. The transcript is spliced from 5 exons. Gene Ontology annotation, cellular component: mitochondrial inner membrane. Lineage: Eukaryota; Fungi; Ascomycota; Eurotiomycetes; Eurotiales; Aspergillaceae. Gene Ontology annotation, biological process: mitochondrial electron transport, cytochrome c to oxygen.
AUGUUCCCUCAGCGCAACGCCCUUCGUCUCUCCCAGCGCGCUGCCCAGCAGCUGCGUGCCGCUCCGGUCCGCUCGACCGUCCAGCGCCGUGCCAACAGCUCCGACUCCAAGCAGCUUCCCUCUUGGGCCGUCGACAACGAGUUCAACCGCGAGAGAGAGGCCGUCAAGCACCACGCUGCUGCUACCAGUGAUCUGUGGCGCAAGCUCUCCAUCUACGCCGUCAUCCCCGUUCUCAUUGCCGGCGGUAUCAACUCUUACAACCUUUGGAACGAGCACUGGGAGCACUGGGCCCACAUGCCCGCUCUUGAGGACCGUACCGAGUACCCCUACCAGAACAUCCGCGUGAAGAACUUCCCCUGGGGAGAUGGUGACAAGACUAUCUUCUGGAACUCUAGCGUCAACUACCACAACAAGGACAAGGCCACCUAA